UUUAGUCCCAUCAGUUGUAUGUUCUCUUUUUAGCUAAUCAUAUGUACUUUUCUCGAUCUUUCUCGGACCCACAGUCGUAAUAAGCAAUCACACUCCCAAACAAAAUUUAAAUGUCACCUGCCAUUUGCUUUGUAGAUCGAGAUCGAAAACUUUUCCCAUAAUUAUAAAACAAAUAUUCGUGUGAUUAGUUUUAAAUGUUGAUGUUGUAUAUAGUUUUCGCCAGUGUUGUUAGACCAAAAGAUGUGUAAAAGUCUUUUUGUUUCGCGUUAUUAUCAACAUAAGAAGUUUGUUUUUAAAUGGUGUGUAGAAGUCGGGUAGAAUAGGAGGUACCCAUGUCACUCAAAUUUUAGUAUUUGUGGUUGGUCCCUGAAUAUGAACAGGAAUCUUCGCCCCAGUAGUAAAGUAGGUACUCAAGAAUUCAAUUCGAACUACCUUUCAAAGCAGUACGAUGGUAAAAUAGCUGGACUAUAUGACUUGGAGGAGACACUCGGCAGAGGCCAUUUCGCCGUAGUGAAACUCGCCCGCCAUGUCUUUACCGGAGAAAAAGUUGCUGUGAAGGUAAUAGACAAAAGUAAGCUGGAUGAAGUUUCCAAGGCGCACCUUUUUCAAGAGGUUCGCUGUAUGAAAUUAGUUCAGCAUCCAAACGUCGUUCGGUUGUACGAGGUCAUAGAUACGGCUACCAAACUUUAUUUAGUAUUGGAGUUGGGCGAUGGGGGUGACCUCUAUGAAUAUAUCAUGCGUCAUGAGACUGGACUUCCUGAAAAAGUUGCCAAAGAGUACUUUAGUCAAAUUGUAAGGGCGAUAUCAUAUUGUCAUCAGUUGCACGUUGUACAUAGGGACCUGAAGCCUGAAAAUGUAGUAUUUUUCAAGAAACAGGGCAUUGUCAAGUUGACAGAUUUCGGUUUUAGCAAUAAGUUUUAUCCCGGUCAAAAGUUAGAAACCUCGUGUGGUAGUUUAGCGUAUUCAGCACCUGAAAUACUUUUAGGAGAUUCAUAUGAUGCACCAGCUGUCGAUGUUUGGUCGUUAGGCGUAAUUCUGUAUAUGUUAGUGUGUGGUCAACCUCCAUUCCAAGAAGCCAAUGACUCUGAAACCCUUACAAUGAUCAUGGACUGCAAAUAUGAUAUUCCCCUGCAUGUAUCACAAAAUUGCCGGAACUUGAUAUCUAGGAUGCUGUUGAGAAAUCCAGAAAAACGAGCAACGUUGAUCGAAAUUUCAAAGCAUCCUUGGCUCAGUAGUAGUAAGACCGUAACCGUAGACUCAGUACCUUUAGUUUCUAGAGAACAUCUUUCGGACGAGGACCAUAAUCUUAUUGUUCAAAAAAUAGUCAAUGGAAACGUUGCCACCAAGGAAGAAAUUCAAGAAUCUCUCGAUAAAAACGAAUACAACCAUAUAACAGCUACAUACUUUCUUCUUGCCGAGAGAAAAUUACGAUGUAAGAGACAAGAGCAGGCAGCUAAGAACAAGAGGCCUGAAGAAUUAGCAGUAUUUCAAACCCAGGACGCCAAGAAAGACGCGUCGAUUAGUAUAAAGCCAAAUUUGUUGAACGUUCCUCGUACCCCCGGAGAUUUGCCACAGCGAUCUCGAAAAUGCAGUAUAGUCCAAGAGGACGAAGAAGAAGAGGACAUCUCUUCGUGCGCCGGUCGCGAAGACUUGGCCCCUACCCUCAAUCGCCGUGGCUCCCGUUCCGAAGGCCGUUUGAAUUUGACGUUGCAAGAACGUUUAGCGGAAUCCGAAAAGAGGAAGCCGAUUGAGCUGAAGUACCCUGCCAGUGCCAAAAAGUCGUCGACGACGUGUAACAAAAGCCAAAGAUCAGAUAACAAGUUGCCGUUGGGAACACUCAAAACUAUCCCCCAACCCCCAGUGAUAUCUAUAUUUGCAUCCGGAGAGGAGUGCAAGGGUGCUGAUGUCGUUGGAGCGGUGAUACCAGAAGUUGAGAAAAAUGCUUCUCGUCAUACAAUCGUCACGUGCAAUCUCCAUCAUACGAGAGAAGAAGAGCUAAGUUUCAUAAAAGCCGAACAGCGUCAUGCAGUUCGUCGGACGCGAGUGACGACGACAGUGAAAAGCGCAAGAAACGUGCUCAAAAACUCAAUACACCUUCGAAAUCUAUAGAGACAAGAAGGGAUAGCCACGAUGACAGUAGUGAUUCACAGGAACCUGGUACUGGAGCUGGACCGAGCGGAUUUACGAAUUUGACUAAUAACAGUGUCAGUUUCGAAUCAAGUUCAAAUAACAAUGAAACAAAAGACCAAAAAGAGAAAAACGGAACUUGUAAUGACAAGAACGAAAGGAACCAUGCAAAUUCUACUUUUGAACGUAAUCACAGAAUUUGCCGAAAGAAGGGUAAUAAAACACGAUUGCGGGAAAGCCAGUCCCUAAAUAGAAUUACAGAAGUACAGGAGGAUAACACUCAAACAUUGGUUGUAUCGACAACCUUGCUGAGCAUGCCGGGAUCAUUGACGCCCAAGGUAAAAAGCGUAGGCGCAAAGAUAUUUAACGGCUUAAGCCGAUCCUCUAAAAAGCCGCCAGAGAAAACAAAAAACUACGAUGAGAAACUGCGAAUGUCACGAAGAGAUUCUGUUGGUAGAAGCUUAGAUAGAGAUAUUGAGUGCAAUAAGUUAGAAAAAUGUGGAAUUAGAAAAAUAAGGAUGCUGGGAAAGUAUUUUCACGUGCAAAAGAAAAUUUGCAUCCCGUUAGCCGGUCUCUUCAGAAGAAACGGCUUAUACAAGGCGCAGUCUUGUAGCUCAUUGACCAAAGACAGAAUCUUAACAAACCCGAAUUUACUGCAGACCAGAAGUAGACCAGUCAGCUGUAUCAAAAGUGACGGUGACAUAAAUCAAAAUGAACCACUCAAACCUUUUCCAGAAUCAAACAAAAAUGUCCUUGACAGUGUUUGUAGCGAACUCAAGGACAUAUGCACUGUUCACGUGCAUAUCGGACAAGCGUCGAAGUGUAGUUUUUGUUGAAACGUCCCAAAUGGUUACCAAAGCUGUAUUGGGUGUUUUUCUGUGUGAAAACUGUUACUAAAACGUCUGUUGAUCAUCAAAGAGUCUGACAAUGUUACAAAAACCCGAAGUUUAAUAUUAAUAACUGUUUUUCAAUGUAGAGUUAACGUUAAAACUGUUUUAACCAAGUUAUCUAAGAAAUCUCCGAUAUUUACAGCGUCGUUCAUAAAGAGGAGCUGUUAUUUUACCUUCAAAAAUAUUUAUAUACAGGGAGUAAAAUUUAUAAAAAUAAUUAAAAAUAAUAAAUUAUUUAUAUAAUAAUUU
Molecule: messenger RNA, 3266 nt
Organism: Diabrotica balteata
Lineage: Eukaryota; Metazoa; Arthropoda; Insecta; Coleoptera; Chrysomelidae
Source: the annotation of a GenBank genome assembly